AGGCAAAAGCCACUUCCAAUGGAUUCAGAUCAGCGAUUAGCGUUUUUUUUUUUAUGUCAUUCAAGAAUACACAUAUUGUGAUUCGAAUUUAACGUCACGUGUUCCUGAAAUUAGAAUAAUUGACCCGGGUUUUUUUUUUGCGUGAACAAUCACCUGACGAUAUUUUACAAUUAAAAGUCACUGUUAUUAAUUACAUACUUUAUAUUAUUGUUUUACAAUUUAUUAAUAUAUACCUAUUUGAGAUCGUUAUGUAUAUAGAUCAUUUUAUAUGUAUAGAUUUAUUACUCAAUAUUUUUUUUUUAAAGUAGGAAAAAUAAAAAGAAUUUAAGGUACAGAUCACUAAAGAAAAUUACUACUGUGACUGAGCUCCCCUUUCUCGCUGUUGAGGUAUAAAAAUUAUCCCAGGUGACUAAUUCAUCCCGGAUUAAGAUAUAAGAAAAUAUAUAAUUUUUUAAAACAAAACCUGGAUAAUGCAGAUUUAACAAUAAUCAAUGCGUGAGAAUUAAAUUUUCAAAGUUUUAUUCUCGUAUGAAUAUUUUUUAUUAUUAUCAUUUUGAUAUCGUAAAAUGCGUAUCCUUUGCUUGUUUCUAAAUAAUUAUAGAGAUCUUAUACAAUCAGGGAAUUAUAAAUUGAGCAAAAAAAAAUUGUUCUUUUAAAUGACGUAAUUUAACUGUUGAAGAUUCAACGUAGAUUACUCAAUACAGUAAUAAUAUACAGGGCAACGUGAUGGCAUAAGAUUAUGGAUUAUGUAAUUGACGUGUUAAGACACAAAUUCCCGAAAUAAAUGCAGUCACGGGGCUGUAAUAUUGGCCGGUCGCAACGCGCUUCAUUAUCGUGCGGCAAGCGUGAUACGGAAGUCGAUUCCUGAUUUAUUUUCCGCGCGUGUUAAUCGUAAUCUCCGAUGUACGGCUCGAGACGUUAUACGGCGAUGCACAAGGUAACGUCGGAGAUAUAUACGGAAAAUAAUCAUAUCUCUGAGAAGCUCAACAAUGGCAAUGCGGUGACUAAAUUCGCUUUUAAAUGCCCGUCUUACAUGAUCGAGGCAGAAUCCACAGGCGGGACACUAAAUUGUGACAGUGACGACGACCUCGAUGUCGAUAGAGACAGAGAAGGAGCAAUUCUAAUAGAGCAUAGCGUAUCUACGGACCUCAAUUUAGUCGGUUUGCAAGUGUGGCGAGCCGCUCUCCUAUUAGCCGACUACAUCCUGUCGCAUCCGGAUUUGUUUAGAAAUCAAAUAAUUCUAGAAUUAGGAUCUGGAGUCGGUCUGACCGGCAUCGUAGCGAGCUACUUAGCUAAGGAAGUCAUUUGCACCGAUAUCAACGUCGGCGGUAUAUUGAAUCUAAUCGAACGGAAUUUUCUGAGAAACCGUACGUACGUUAGAUCGAGCUAUCGCGUCGAGGAGGUGAAUUUUUUGAACUUGGACUGGCCGAAAAAGUUGGAGGAGAGAUUGCAGAGCGCAAACGUCGUAUUGGCCGCGGACGUGAUUUACGAUGACAAAAUCACGGAUGGGUUUGUCCGCACGUUGACGAAACUUCUGUACACGAAAAAGAAAAAGACAAUUUACGUCGCUCUCGAGAAAAGAUACGUCUUCACAGUCGCCGAUUUUGACACCACCGCUCCGAUGUACGAAGAAUUUUUACGUUGCGUCGAAAAGUACAAAAUGAAUUGGUCUGUAGAUUACAUAAGUAUAGAUUUUCCUCGCUACUUCAGAUAUGAUAGAGUCAAACAUUUGGUUUUAAUGAAGAUACAGAACAAUACGAGAUCUGUUGCAUAUACAUAGCGAAGUUUUUUUUUUUAAUUAGGUACGCAAAUAAUACAUUACGACAACACGCGUAAUACGUUAUCGUAAUUAUUUAUAAAAUAUUUAUACGUGAUUUAUUACAAAGAGCAAGGGAACUUUUUGCCACAUUCAAGAAAUCAAAAUCUCUGUAGACGUAUAUACUUAACAAAAUACAGUAUCACAAUUGCGUAAGUUGUAAAAAAGAUAAUAGUUAAUAUUUCACGAACAUUUACGUUUAUCAUUGUAUACACGAAACAAAUAAUAAAAAUUUAGCACAAUUUCUCCAAACAGAAAUUAGCUUAAACUACAAAAUCUAGAAAAUCAAUUCCUUUUAAUCAAAUCCUUAGAUUUACUUCGUGUAACGAGUAAGAAACGAUAAUCUAAGGAUCAAAUAAAAGGAAAAAUACGAACAUACUUGGAGUGUGAUAAAAAUGACAGCUAUAUAAUUA
This is a messenger RNA of Wasmannia auropunctata (little fire ant), 2229 nucleotides long. RefSeq names its product methyltransferase-like protein 22. The record is from RefSeq and is a predicted model, not a curated record. Gene Ontology annotation, molecular function: protein methyltransferase activity. Gene Ontology annotation, cellular component: nucleus. The transcript is spliced from 6 exons. The coding region runs from base 902 to 1780 and encodes 292 amino acids. Gene Ontology annotation, biological process: protein methylation. NCBI's taxonomy places the organism in Eukaryota, Metazoa, Arthropoda, Insecta, Hymenoptera, Formicidae.